AUGGGUGCCAGUUUGACUAGUAUCAAGCGUUUUUCGAUGUCCGCAGAUGAACCUAAAAAGAAACGGAAUAAAAUGGAUGAUGAUGAAUUAGACGAACAAGCAAGGGAGCUUACUAAAGAAUUACCUAGAGGAUGGGAAAAGCGAAUGAGUCGAUCAAAUAGUCGAUUUUAUUAUUUCAAUGUAUACACUGGUCGCAGUCAGUGGGAACGACCCACUAAGCCCGCUGAUCCAGCUCAAGCAGCACUUAGUGAAGUACAUUGUGCCCAUUUGUUGGUAAAACAUAAUUGUUCAAGAAGACCUUCAUCAUGGCGUUCUGAUGCUAUAACGCGCUCGAAAGAAGAUGCAAGAAAAAUUUUAAUGGGUUAUAAAAAACAGAUUGAAGAAUCUUCUAACAAAUUCGGAAAAUUGUGUAGUCUAGCGAAGGAGUUCAGCGAUUGUUCAUCAGCAAAGCGAGGUGGUGAUUUGGGUUUCUUUAAACGGCGACAAAUGCAGAAGAAUUUUGAAGACGCUGCAUUUGCUCUUCAGAUCGGCCAGUUAAGCGAUAUUGUGGACACUGAUUCAGGCUUACAUCUCAUAUAUCGAAUCGCUUGA
Molecule: messenger RNA, 591 nt
Organism: Thelazia callipaeda (thelaziosis nematode)
Lineage: Eukaryota; Metazoa; Nematoda; Chromadorea; Rhabditida; Thelaziidae
Source: the annotation of a GenBank genome assembly